UUGCUUCUAAUUUGACAAAGAAAUUUUUAUUCAAAUGUGUUUGUGUAUGACACUGAAACCUUCAUGCGCUUUAGGAAAGCUGAAGGUGUUCAAGCACGUGUUUGUACAGGAGAAUGAGGGGUAUAUGUGUGUUUUUCUAACCCUGAUGGUCUCAGGUUACCUGUGUUAGGCUAUGAUAAUGAGCAAUGCUCAGCAUACAUACAGGUUCACAGGGCUGUUGAACAUCCAUUAUGCUCCCCAGAGGCGUUGGAGGAGUCUAAAGGACGCGUUCCUAAACCUCCAGGACAGCCAGGACCCCGGCCUUGUUCCCAGAGCAAUGAUCUUCACACCAGAGCAGGUCAUUUGUGUUUGUGAGGUCCUUCUACAGGCUGGCUGCAUCGAUCGCCUGGCUGGCUUCCUCCGCACUAUUCCUCCCUCUUCUUCAGGCCUCGAGGAGCUGGAGGGCGUCCUGAAAGCCAAAGCUGCUGUGGCUUUCCACCACGGGCGUUUCUCGGACCUCUACGCUUUGCUGGAGAGCUUUCCCUUCUCGUCAAGCAGCCACUGGUUCCUGCAACAGCUCUGGCUAAGAGCCCGCUACACUGAGGCCGAAAGGCAGAGGGGCCGGCCCCUGGGAGCUGUGGGGAAGUAUCGAGUAAGGAGAAAGUUUCCUCUCCCGCACACCAUCUGGGAUGGAGAGGAAACGAUUUACUGCUUUAAGGAGAAAUCUCGAAGAAUCCUGAAGGAGUGGUACAGGCGCGGGCCUUAUCCUUCCACGCGGGAGAAGAGGGAGCUCGCGGCGGCCACGGGGCUCACAGCCACGCAGGUCAGCAACUGGUUCAAGAACCGCCGACAGAGAGAGCGGGCCACGCGUGUUGGUUUACCAGAAAGAUGUUCUCCUGGACCUCCACGACAAAUCCACCUGUUUUCUGACGAGUCAGCUCAAGACAACUCAAGACCCCAGUUGCACCACCACACCCCUCCACCCCUUUGUCACCCACCUUUUUUCUCGCAAGAAACACAUGGAGACCACUCCAGAUUUUAA
This is a messenger RNA of Oryzias latipes (Japanese medaka), 1021 nucleotides long. It is a transcript of the gene six9, whose product is annotated as SIX homeobox 9. Gene Ontology annotation, biological process: regulation of skeletal muscle cell proliferation; regulation of transcription by RNA polymerase II; skeletal muscle fiber development. Gene Ontology annotation, cellular component: transcription regulator complex; nucleus. The record is from RefSeq and is a predicted model, not a curated record. Gene Ontology annotation, molecular function: RNA polymerase II cis-regulatory region sequence-specific DNA binding; DNA-binding transcription factor activity, RNA polymerase II-specific. NCBI's taxonomy places the organism in Eukaryota, Metazoa, Chordata, Actinopteri, Beloniformes, Adrianichthyidae.